Messenger RNA from Chara braunii, 4017 nucleotides. NCBI's taxonomy places the organism in Eukaryota, Viridiplantae, Streptophyta, Charophyceae, Charales, Characeae. The record is from the annotation of a GenBank genome assembly.
CGAUAUUUCUAUAUGCAGAAAGUUUAUGGUGCCAAGGGCAACGUCAUUGCCAAUUCGAAAGGGAUGUUCUUGGACCUCGAAUUGUAUGAGGGGUUCGGAGCAGGUGCUGUGAACACCCCGUUCUACAGAGUACUCGUUCUCGAGGGCGGUUUUGUUUUGGCGCGUGAAUUUUUCGACAUGUUGGAGGACAAAAACAUCGCUCUAGACGUCCCUUGCGACGUCAACCCAUCCCUGGAGUUGUCGUUGCUGUUGAAGCUGUGCAGCGGUUGCGAGUCAAGCGGGGCAGCGGGGAAGGGCGGUGAUCUAGGUUCUGGUCCCGCCACUCAACUGCACCGUGGCGAGAGCCGAGGUCAGUUCGACGACAGUGAGGAUGAGGGGACUGCUCCGCCGUUGAGUGACACGCUGCGGUCUGUGUUGUCUAUUCCUGGGGUUCAGACUGAUGCUCCGGUUCAGCGGAAGAGUACGGGGCCUACAGUACAGGUGGCGGCCUAUUCGGAGGUUGACUUGGAGGCGAGCGAGGGACAGGGUGUGGAGGAGGUGGAGGCGGGAGGCCUGGGAUCGCAAGGAGCUCCGCAAAAGAGGAGGGGGGAUCGUCCAGACGAGUUCGCCGGUUCUACGAAGAAGUUAAAGAGCAAAGCCCCUAGGACUGCGGGGGAGAAACGCAAGGGGACCGACGGGGAGCAGGGCCGACAGGUUGCCAAACGACCGUCUUCGAGACAGAAGCAGCCUGAGUCUGGACCGUCUUCUCCACCAACAACAAGGACUCCCAUCGACGUCGACGCCGGGUACUUCCUCGAGUACAAAGACGACGUUCGGACAAAACGGGAGUUCGACAUUAGCCCUGCGCAGGUCGUCGACCUCGGGGACUGGGAGGACUUGUACAACCAACGGUCCCUGGAUCCCGUGCUCAUGGAAGGGAUCAAAGAAGCGAUGCGGUUGGCAUUCGAAAACAAAGCGAAGUCUUACGAUUUCCCAACCCUGAAACUGGCGCCGCUGGGGCUUGAUAAACCGACUCCAGGGACCAAGGCAGAACAUCAGCAGGGCGAGGAGGCCAUCAGGAAACAAGGCGCUGCCCUGCGUUCCUAUUUCCCGUUGGCAAUGGCAGGGGAGAACGUUUGGAAACUGGCCGUCGAGUUUUUCGAGAAAUGGGAGACAGGCAGAUUGCUCGGACACGACACUGCAAAGUGGAUCAUGCAGAAGAAGAAAGUCAAAAACGUGAAGCCUGGGGUUGCAUACAUCCAUAAUGACAAGCUGGACAGGAAGGAUAUCGUGUACAACGUCCCUGCGGACUCGCCGACAAAGAAAGGCAAAAAGAAGAAAGAGGAGGGCGAGUGGUUCGUGCAAGUGCCAGAGCCGGAUGCGCAUUGUUGGAAAACGAUGGAGUCGCUGACAGACAACAAGAAGUGUCGCGUCCUAAAGAAGGUGCUCGCUUGCGAGGUGGUUUGGGUACAAGCCGGCUCCCCAGCGUUGGCGAAGCUCAGAAAGCUGAGCGUCCAGGAGGUGGUGAAUUUGGUGAAGUGCGACCGGGUGCUGGUGGGUCUGUGGAACUACUACCAGUUCAAGCACGACAAAAGGCCGGACGAGGAUUGGAGCCAGAGGUUCCCGUUCCUGAAAUCAAGGUCCGCAAUUUUCAUACAGUUUGAGAGUCGUGGUUUGGAUGCUGAGUUGUGGGACGGGGGCACGAAAUACGUCACUGACUCCUCGCUGUUCAAGGACUGCCCGCCCUACAUGGGCUGCACCGACGACAGAUCGAUCGAGGCGACGGAGAAGCUGGCCGGUCACAAGAAGUUGUCCGUUGACUGGAGGAAUCAGGUCCUGUCCGUGUUGUUUGGCAGUAGACUGAAGAGUCGAGAGAUCGCGCUCGCCAAAGGCAUUGUGCACAUAAAAUGGAAUGACACGUGUGACGUGACAUCCAUCGCGCCAUUCGGCAACGACCCCUUGGAGGCAGACAUAAGGAGUGCGGAGGUGAAGGAGGCAAUGGUUGCCACAAAGAGUCACACGUUCGUCCUCGAUCUGUGUGAACCGGUCGACCUGAAGCUUUGGAAACCGCAAGCGUUCGACACUCUGAAUUCCCAACUCCGGAUGUGGUGUCCGUCGCAUUGGACGCUCGUUGUUUUUGUCCCGCGGCAGCAGAACCUCUCCUUUCUGGCCAGCAUGAACCAUCUUUCUUUCGUCAAGCUGCUGAAAGGGAAGUGGGUGAGGAGGAGUCAACAGAAGAAAAGCUUCCCCAUCGGGAACAAUUUGUACACGGAAGACGACCAGAUGUACAUACUCUUCAAAGGCGAUGAUUUGCGGGCCAACACGUCCGUCGUCUACGAGGGGAAACUGUCGGCAGGCGCCGCUGCUGCAGUUUGGCUUCUCGAAUCCAUCACCAAGAAGGAGGAGGGUGUCAUCUUCCUCUGGAAGCCACACGCGCGGUCAGUCUGGGAAGUACUGAAGGCAGGACGACACGUCAUCACGAUGGAAGGGAACUCCGAGCUCUUGCAAUUUACAAUUGAUCUCGUCAAGAGCGAGGUCAAUUCGGGUGCCCACAAUUACGAGUUCAUGGUCGUCACCGAGACUCGGGCUCGCGCGUGGAACAACAAGACGGACAUGUGGUUCAAGUUGAGUGCGAGGAAGCGAAACAAGAUAUACGACUUCUUGUUCCUGCAAAUGCGGCCGAAGAGAGACACCGAUGCCGAGUACGUGCGCCGCAAGGACCACAUGUUCACGUUGCUCGACAACUACUACGGCGCCCCCCGCAUGAACGCGAAGACCUUCCUCGAGCGGUUGCGGUCCCUUUACUUCGUGGAGUCAGAGGAGGAGCUGACGUUCGGCAGUUACUCCUCCUUGAUCUCCACGGAAAACGAGGAGACCACCGGCAUCGAGUUCAACGCGACCGCGGACGAGGAGGGCAGCAACACUGAAAGCCUCGACCUGCAGUCCAUCGACAAGCCCAACGUCCCUCGUGUCACCGAUGGCGAAACCGGCGCCUGGCACUACCCCGAUGAAGUUGCUGCAGAGAAUGCAAGCUCUGGCCUCCGGCCAUCGCUCACUGCGUCCCAGGGAGUCGGCGAAGUUCGCCGGGAUCCGAACAUCUUCAGGCAAGGGGGGCCAACCAGGGAUAUUGGUGCAGGCGGGAGGGGCUGCGUGCGGCGGGCGGAAAGCGCAUUCAUCGAAAAUCGACACGGGUUCGGGCGAAGUGGCUGCAUUGCAUGCAAGGGAAGAAGGCAGGGUGAUGGACAAAGAGAAGUGGAGGAAGGAGACACAGGGGAGGAAUUGGAGGAAGGAGGGGAGGAAGGGGAGGAAGAAGAGGAUGAAGGAGAGAAAGGGGAAGAAACGGAGUUGGCUGGGUUGCUCGGAGGGCAGGAGGGGGAAAAAGGUGAACUCGAUACAGGAGACGACGAACGAACUUUCGACGACGACGAUGACAGGUUUGGGGAGUCUUCUGAUGGAUUCGGGCAGUUGUACGGAGAACACCGCGAGGAAGACGAGGACGACGAUGACAUGGCACUGGGUAUGGAGACACAGGUGGUCACAAGCCUUUCGGCAGAACGUGAUGACUAUGAGGUCCAAGCAAUGACGUCUGUGGUCGAUCUCCAACACCGGUUCAACGAAGCUCGUGUAGUAGUCAGCCUCACUAAGCCGAGUGUGCGUAUUGACAUCGAAGAAGUUAUCGACGGCAUCCUGGGCGACCACCACAUGUCCGCGCAGCCGUCCUCGACGCCUAGUGUCGACGACCCUCUCGACGUCAAACCUUCCGGGGGAUCUGUCGUCGAUUUCUCGCCAACGAGCUCUCCGAUGCUGCCGCCGACCAUCGCCGGCGGAGGAGAAGGUGGGAUUAGGGGACGACAAGAUGUCACAUUCCCGAAAAAAACUACUGCCGACACUCGAGCUCUCGACGUGCUGGCCUUGCCCGCGCCAACUUCGCCGAUUAAGGAGCGGAGAGACAAACCAGCUGGUAAGCAGUGACAAACGCCACUCUGUCUGCGCGCCAUUGACCGCAGUGUCUGUCAAUGCGCACGAGGCAAAAACAUG